AUGGCUUCCCAAAAUAUUGACACUGUAGAUACGUCUAACUUCAUUGAAGUACUUAGGUACUUCGACGAGGAUGGAAACAUCGCUAACCCGAACACUAGGUUCGAUAUUCAAUGCGGCAUCUGCCGUGAGAAGAACCUAGCUCUUUUAAAUCCUGCAUUUGACAAGAGGUCACGGGAGACUCACGAGACUUACGCAGUUCUCCCUAACUGUGGUCACGCUUUCGGGUAUGUUUGUCUGAGUAGUUGGAUAUUCUCAAACAGUGUUCCUACCUGCCCAACUUGUCGAAAGCGUAUCUUCAACAGAGAUCAGCCUCGUGUUCUAAGCAUGUUCGGAGAUUCCGGCAUUGAAGAGCAGCAUCUGGAAGUCCUCGAUAUAAAGGGGAUCCUUCACACUGCUAACAGUUCAGAAGCAGAGGUGAGUUUUCGCCUGCCACGUGCUGACGACCCUGUCGUAAGAGGUGCGUUCCCGGAUGGAUCAGUGAAUGGGUUUUUGAAUGCAGUCGUCGAAUUGCCGGAUUUCCCAUGGAUUCUUCGCCCAUGGAGAGAGAUCUUGGAAGAGGAGUUGGAUCUCAUCACCCAGGAGUUAAACGAUAUAACAGAGCAAGAAGAUGAGCUUGAAGAGCGAUUACGUUACAUAGGUAGGCUACUGGAAAUAGCGCCCGAUACUUAG
Messenger RNA from Annulohypoxylon truncatum, 669 nucleotides. RefSeq lists its product as uncharacterized. Lineage: Eukaryota; Fungi; Ascomycota; Sordariomycetes; Xylariales; Hypoxylaceae. The record is from RefSeq and is a predicted model, not a curated record. Gene Ontology annotation, molecular function: zinc ion binding. The coding region runs from base 1 to 669 and encodes 222 amino acids. The transcript has a single exon.